Molecule: messenger RNA, 4088 nt
Organism: Salarias fasciatus (jewelled blenny)
Lineage: Eukaryota; Metazoa; Chordata; Actinopteri; Blenniiformes; Blenniidae
Gene: slc9a1b
Product: solute carrier family 9 member A1b
Exons: 12
Coding region: 214-2517 (767 amino acids)
Biological process (GO): proton transmembrane transport; sodium ion import across plasma membrane; potassium ion transmembrane transport
Cellular component (GO): plasma membrane
Molecular function (GO): sodium:proton antiporter activity; potassium:proton antiporter activity
Source: RefSeq, a predicted model, not a curated record
CAUGUCACUAUUUGUGCGUUUCUUGGUAGGCGACACAAACCGCCGUCUGCUGACCAGCGAUGCGCAGUUUUAUCACGCCUGGGGAGUUUGUGCGUAAAAGUGCGCGGCGCUCCGCGGCGCAGCGCGCUCGCUUCCCCCUCCUAUCCUCCUCUUCAUCUUCCUCGGCUGUCGAACCGAGCGGCGCCUCGCAGCCCCCAGAAGAGCCUCUGAGAAAUGGCAGGGCUCCGUCCGCGGCCGCGGCUCGCCGCCGCCUGCUGCGCCGUGUUGCUGCUCUUCGUGUCCGCCGCAGCCUCCGUGUCGAGUCGUGAUGAUGCUGCGGGAGUCGAGGGGGACUCGUGGGAAAACCCAGCCCGGUCCACGCACGAGGACCCGCAUCACCGCACCAACUCCACCGUGCACAAGAAGGCUUUCCCCGUCCUGUCCUUCAACUUCGACCACGUCAGGAAGCCGUUUGAGAUCUCCCUGUGGAUCCUGCUGGCCCUGCUCAUGAAACUUGGGUUUCACAUUAUUCCCAGAGUGUCGCACAUCGUCCCAGAGAGCUGUCUCCUCAUCGUCGUCGGCUUGCUGGUGGGCGGCGUCAUCAAGGCUCUGGAUGAGAAGGCCCCCGACUCCGACUCCUCAGACUCCACAGCCUCCGCAGCCCCCGUCCUCGACUCCAAGCUCUUCUUCCUGUACCUGCUGCCCCCCAUCAUCCUCGAUGCCGGCUACUUCCUGCCCAUCCGGCCCUUCACGGAGAACAUGGGCACCAUCCUGGUGUUCGCCGUGGUGGGCACGCUGUGGAACGCCUUCUUCAUCGGCGGCAUGAUGUACGCCGUCUGCCAGAUCGAGGUGGCCCAGCUGGGCGACGUGGACCUGCUGUCCUGCCUGCUGUUCGGCUCCAUCAUCUCGGCCGUGGACCCCGUGGCCGUCCUGGCCGUGUUCGAGGAGAUCCACAUCAACGAGCUGCUGCACAUCCUGGUGUUCGGCGAGUCGCUGCUGAACGACGCCGUCACCGUGGUUCUGUAUCAUCUGUUCGAGGAGUUUUCUCAGGAGGGGACCGUGACGGUGGUGGACGCCCUCCUGGGCGUGGUCUGCUUCUUCGUGGUCUCGCUGGGCGGCAUCCUGGUGGGCGUCAUCUACGGCGUCCUGGGAGCCUUCACGUCCCGCUUCACUUCUCACACUCGCGUCAUCGAGCCGCUCUUCGUCUUCCUCUACAGCUACAUGGCUUACCUCUCGGCCGAAGUCUUCCAUCUCUCCGGGAUCAUGUCUUUGAUCGCGUGCGGCGUUGUCAUGAGGCCGUAUGUGGAAGCCAACAUCUCCCACAAAUCUUACACCACCAUCAAAUACUUCAUGAAGAUGUGGAGCAGCGUGAGCGAGACGCUCAUCUUCAUCUUCCUGGGCGUUUCCACCGUGGCCGGUCCCCACGUCUGGAACUGGACCUUCGUCAUCUUCACGGUGUUCCUCUGCCUGGUGUCCAGGGUGUUGGGAGUCAUUGGUCUCACGUACAUCAUCAAUAAAUUCCGCAUUGUGAAAUUAACCAAGAAGGACCAGUUCAUCGUGGCCUACGGUGGCCUGCGAGGGGCAAUUGCCUUCUCACUGGGGUUCCUGCUGACCGACAAUCAGAUGAAGACCAUGUUCCUGACGGCCAUCAUCACCGUCAUCUUCUUCACCGUGUUCGUGCAGGGAAUGACGAUCAGGCCUCUGGUGGAGCUUCUGGCAGUGAAGAAGAAGAAAGAGAGCAGAAGAUCAAUCAACGAAGAGAUUCACACACAGUUUCUGGAUCAUCUCCUGACUGGAAUUGAAGACAUCUGUGGCCAUUAUGGACACCAUCACUGGAAGGACAAGCUGAAUCGCUUCAAUAAGACCUACAUGAAGAAGUGGCUGAUCGCCGGCGACCGCUCCACCGAGCCGCAGCUCAUCUCCUUCUACAACAAGCUGGAGAUGAAACAGGCCAUGAUGCUGGCGGAGAGCGGAAGCUCGGCCAAGCUGCCGUCCCUCGUCGCCAUGCAAAACAUUCAGCCGAAAGAGCCGGUCAGACGCCGGGUGAUACCGAGCAUCUCCAAGAGCCGCGAAGAGGAGAUCAGGAAGAUGCUGCGAGCCAACCUGCAGAAAACCCGACAGAGGCUCCGCUCGUACAGCAGACACGACCUGAUGAUCGACCCGUUCGAGGAAGACAUGAGCGAGGUCCGCUUCCGGAAGCAGAGGGUGGAGAUGGAGAGGAGGAUGAGCCACUACCUCACAGUACCUGCAAACCGACAGGAGACACCGCCCGUGAGGAAAGUGGGCUUUGAAACAGAGCACAAGGUCUACAGGUACGAUGACAGCGAGAGCCCCAGGGGCCCCUCGUCUCCCAGCCCCCCCGCUGCCCUGCGCCUGCUGGACCAGUCGCCACCGACACCCGGCCGGAGCGGCUCGGUGCGGGUGGAAAGCGAGUCAGCGCAGAGGGCCGCGGAGGCCGACGACCAGGAGGAGCAGCUGACGAUGAUGCGCUUCCUCAGCGACCCCGGCCCCAACGAAGAGGAGGAGCGCGACGGAUAAAACCCCGGAGGGACGAAGCACAUUUACAGUACUUGAAACCUGAUCUCCACAGGAUGUGUUCAGCGAGUGGAGGUCCGUUCGAGGAGGGUCGCUGUAGCAAAGCUGAAUUUAUCGUUAAAAAUGUUGUGUCUGUUACAUGUGAUUAUCCAAGUUGGUUUUCUCUUAACAGUUCCCAUGAAUUUCAUACAUUUUAUUGUCAUGUACCAUUCAGUAUUACCAAAGCUCACACAACAGGAUGUUUACUCAUAAUUUCUGGCUUCUUUUACAUCCCGAUCGGUAUUUUGCAUAACAACGUGCAAACGAAAAUGGAGUAUUUGUUUUGACCGGCUUAAAGCACCUGAUGGGUGGAGUCUGCCCCGGAGGAAAAGGUCGGGACUUGAACCCAGGUCCCUGACAUUCAAAGUCAAGAUUGCAUCAUGAAGCACAAACUAGGGAUUACAAACUGCAAACUAUAGUUCGACAGUUGCAGGUAAAACUCUCCCGAUGCUGUCACUAUUAGGAUUAUUGCUAAUUGCAGUAUUGCGAAGAAAUUUCAUUUGCACUUUCAUGAUAGCCAGAUCGUGAACCUCGCCCACCUUUCUCUGUCUGGGAGACCACGGUGCCUGUAUCUGUGGCCCAAAGUAACAUGGUUGACUUUAGGAAGCCAGUACUUUCAAGAAAAGAAAAAGCUAUACCAACUUACAAGACUUCUUUCAUGCUGUUAUUUAAACAUGAACAGCAAAGUUGAAGGACUGAGGUCCGUCUCGUGAGUCCCAUAAUUAUUCCUGUCCUUUUUGCUGUGCCCCCAGCAGGGAAUAUUCCCCAUUAUUUGGCUUAGUUAGGUGGUUUCAGCGGUUUCAGCCACCAAACGCUGAGAAUAUACUGACAUUGUGGAGACAUACAAAACUUGCAUUUUUCGGGAGACGGGUUGAUUCCUUACUAAAGAUAAUAGCUUAAGUCGGUGGCAUCCAGUCUCUGUCCUUGGUUAUUGCCAUCAAUCUGGUUACAAGCUCCUGAUGGCACUCAGGUGUGUUGCAGAAGGGAGACACCACACUUAACUGAGGUUGCAUUAGUCAAGCUGUUCAGCAAACUCAUCUCUUCAAAAUAAAAUAUGAAAUCUGUUAUCCCAAAGUUAUUAAAAGAAAAGUUUGCAAAAGAAGAAGACAGAUAUUGUUUGACCAAGUUCUGUGAAUAAGCUUAUCACUGUGCUUAUAACUGCAUGAUUUAUCUGAUUUUUUUUCCCUCAGGGACUGAAACACACGACUUCAUAAUGUGACUGACAUAUUCAAGCCUCAUUCGUCUAUUUUGUCAAAUAAUCCUGGUUGUUCUAUGUGAAUAUUUGUGGGAUGAAAAAAAGAGCUUUAUAUCAAAUGCAUUCCUGCAAACUGAGCAUGCAGAGAUGACUAACGGAGAGAUUAAGAAGACUUAUGUCUGCACUUCACAGCACUUGACUGCCUAAGCUUUUACUGCCUGCACAUGUUUGCCUUAAAAUGUUCUGCUUAUUGUGUCUAUUUUUAUAUUUUGCAAAAAUAAAGACUGUGUUAAAGUUGUAACCAUUUGUCUUGAAAUAAAGGCAGGAAGUGUUUACAGGA